Laccaria bicolor S238N-H82 is the source of this 436-nucleotide messenger RNA. RefSeq lists its product as uncharacterized. The coding region runs from base 116 to 436 and encodes 106 amino acids. The transcript has 3 exons. The record is from RefSeq and is a predicted model, not a curated record. NCBI's taxonomy places the organism in Eukaryota, Fungi, Basidiomycota, Agaricomycetes, Agaricales, Hydnangiaceae.
GACACGAUCUCUCAUGGAGGGUGUAGAUGACGGAAAUGGAUAACAGAAAGGAUCAAAGCAGCGACAACUAAAUGUUGUCUGCACAGCGAACCUGGGGGCGCUGUUAUACGCUGCUAUGAUGGGUGAGUCAGGCUGCAUGAGCACCAUCGUGUCCUGCAAGGAGCACAACCACAGUAAACACGACAUUUACGACAUUUGCGAGACAAAUGAAGGUAGCGAGACUGCAUUACAAAUGUACUGUCAAGCGUACAAACAGGCUCCUGUUGGUCAAGCUCAUGCACUCCUGCGCAAAGAUCGACGUCCAGACUCUAUCCUCAACAUUCUCACUGACUAUAUCCCACAAAUUACACCAGAGCAAAACUCGAAGGAUCCUGCCUGUGUGUUUUGCCUGGCGGAAUUCUCCCGCCUUUUAUCCCGUUUACGAGGAGUGCGAUGA